UGUGAUUUGGCGUUACCUACAAAAAAUUUAAAAUCUCAUCACUCCUCAUGUUUCUAUGUUCUUUUGUCUUAUCUGUAAAACACUUUACCUUGUGAGUGUGUGUGAAUUGGGCUGUGAGCCAUAGGUUAACUUGUCUUGUCCCGCCCAAGACUGUAUCUCAGUUUAAACCAGUUUUGUUACAGUCGGGAUGUGUGAGUGUAUAAAUGCUUCAACAAGGUCCACGGAUACCUGUGCCUGUCUCAUUUCCAAUUCUGGAAGACUUUUCCUUUCUAUUCUGAACAAUGACUGAGGCAGAGUUAUACACAGUUUACAAGGGAAUAUAUGUACCGGCACAUCUGCACACUCCACAGAGUCUGAAAUACUUUGAGGAGUUCUCCUUUCGGCCAGAUGACAUCCUCAUUACAACAUAUCCAAAGUCAGGUACGACUUGGAUGCAGGAGAUUGUACCUCUGAUCAUGAGUGGAGGAGAUCCAGCCUCUGUUGAGAGUCUGUGUAACUGGGACCGUGUUCCUUGGCUGGAGGAGACUCGGGCCUCUGAGCUCAAUCUCGAGGAUCGGCCAUCUCCACGAUUAUUAACUACACAUUUUCACUACAGCAUGAUGCCUCCAUCAUUCUUUGAAGCUAAACCAAGGGUUAUCUAUGUCAUGAGGAACCCCAAAGAUGUAUUUACAUCUGCCUUUCACUAUUAUGGGAUGGCUUCCCACUUGGUCAACCCCGGCCACCAGAGCGAGUUCCUCCAGAAGUUCCUUAAUGGAAAAGGUGUGUACGGCUCGUGGUUUGACCAUUUGAAAAGCUGGCUGAAUGCUGAGCACAAGGAGCAUAUAAUGUACAUCUCAUAUGAGGAGCUGAAAAUGGACCUGAAGGACUCUGUGGCCAGAAUCUCUCAGUUCUUGGAGAAAUCUCUUGAUGCUGAGGUGAUAGACAAGAUUGCAGAUCGAUGUUUGUUCAAGAACAUGAAGCAAAACAACAUGUCCAACUACUCUACAGUUCCUCGUGAAUUCAUGGACCAGACAAAAUCUGAAUUCCUCAGGAAAGGAAUAAUUGGAGACUGGAAAAAUCAGCUGACAGUAGCAGAAGCAGAACACUUUGAUGCUGUUUACAAAGACAAAAUGAAAAAUGUCAAAUACAAGUUUGUAUGGGAUUAAUAGAAACUUGGUGAAAAAACGGAAUAUUAAUGUUUAGAAUUUAGAAACUUGCUGUGUAUGAUAUUUGUUUUACUAUAUAUACUAUACUGAUCUUACAAUGAGCAUUUUUUUUCAUCUGUUCAGUUCACAUUGGACACGUUUAGUGCAACUCCUCAUGUAACUGGCUGACAUAUUAACAAUAGUCUGAAAGUUGUCAUUAAAACAAACAGUAGUUGCUUUAUUAAAUAUAAUAUGGAGCAUAGUUUAUCUAACACUUUUGAUUACUACAUAAUUCCAAAUGUGUCAGUUUUGAUGUCUUCAGUUUUGUUCUACUCUGUUGUAAAUAGUAAAAAUAAAAACUUUUCAGUAAGUGAAUGUGCCAACCGGUACACCGAUAGAGAGGUGGAUACAUUAACAAAAUAAUUAACAUUUUUAAACAGUCUUUAACAGAUUUUUUUUUGAACAAAUUAGUUUUUAAUGUGUUAAUUUACUGAUUUUCUCUAUUUUGUUUCAUUAGAGAUGAAGUGCUUAUUUACAUAAACAACCACUACAAAAUUGUAAAUAAUAUCCACAUUAAAAAUCUGUACCUUUAUGAAUGAAAUAAAAUCACAGAGAUCAAUUCAA
This is a messenger RNA of Amphiprion ocellaris (clown anemonefish), 1748 nucleotides long. RefSeq names its product sulfotransferase 2B1-like. The coding region runs from base 282 to 1145 and encodes 287 amino acids. Gene Ontology annotation, cellular component: cytoplasm. The transcript is spliced from 6 exons. The record is from RefSeq and is a predicted model, not a curated record. Gene Ontology annotation, biological process: sulfation. Lineage: Eukaryota; Metazoa; Chordata; Actinopteri; Pomacentridae. Gene Ontology annotation, molecular function: sulfotransferase activity.